AUGAGUCUGUUGUUUGUAGGUGAAAAUGAAUCAUAUGAUGAAGUGAGAGGGUAUAGACCGUCAACAACCACAAUCAAGGAAGAGAACGAUGAGGAUGAAGUCAUGUUACCAACGCAUCAGGAACAGCAACCUGCAAGCGAAAAUGACGACGACAAUGAUCCAAUUAUUGAGUCCAUUCCAUUGAUUAUCAAUCAACUACCUACUCCAACAACUCAAUCUCUACACCUUCUCCAAUACCCAGGGAGACCCAAAACUCGUCCACUUUCAAGCACACCAGUAUCUGCAUCAAUCAAACCCGAGUCACACUACCUCGAUUUGAAACUACCCCUAGACUCAAGCAAAUUCUUCAAUCUACGCAAAGUUGACGAUUGGGGUGAAACCAUAGACAAGCAAUCAAUAUCGGGUGUAUUGGACCCAGCAGAGCAAGGUAUCUACGCUGCUAAAGUCAUCAAUGAUGGGUUUGAACGUAAAGUCGUUUUGAUCCCCAUCGAUUCCACCGCUCAGCUACGUACUUCAUUCAAGUACAUUGACGAUUUGGAUAAGGAAACAUUGCAACAACGCAGACUAGAAGCUCAGCAAGAAAGAAAUCAAGAACGUGCAAACGUACAAAUUCUACAAACUGCUGCUAAACACUCUACUCAGAAUCAAGAGUCUCAUAGUCAUUCAUUGGGGGACUCGCUAAAAUCGGUGAAAAAAUUCGAAGAAGAAGAUUGGAAGCAUUUGAAUUGGAAAGCAGACGAACUGCUGGUGGAUAAUGUCAGACUGCAAUUGAGAGAUGGAGCCGAUGGAAUUCACUUGAAGAAUGAGACAAGUUACAAGGAAUUUAUAGACCACUUAUAUAACUAA
This is a messenger RNA of Lodderomyces theae, 846 nucleotides long. RefSeq names its product DNA-directed RNA polymerase III subunit. The coding region runs from base 1 to 846 and encodes 281 amino acids. Gene Ontology annotation, biological process: DNA-templated transcription. Gene Ontology annotation, cellular component: RNA polymerase III complex; nucleus. The record is from RefSeq and is a predicted model, not a curated record. The transcript has a single exon. Lineage: Eukaryota; Fungi; Ascomycota; Pichiomycetes; Serinales; Debaryomycetaceae.